GCGUCUUUGUGACAUUCGGGUUUCUGGUCGUGUUAGAGAGAAGAAAACCGAUUCCAAUCAUGAAGCUCUCUUUCUCUCUCCCUUCCAAAUCGAAACCCAAACUCAAAGCCACCGCCGCCGACGACAACGGUACCAGCAAACAGUUCGUCACGGAAUUCGAUCCCACGAAAACCCUAACCGAUUCCGCUCCCAAACACGUCAUCCCUCCCAUCGAAAACACAUGGAGACCCCACAAGAAGAUGAAGAAUCUCGAUCUCCCGCUCCAAUCCGGAAACACCGGUUCGGGUCUCGAAUUCGAACCGGAGGUUCCUUUAACCGAUUCACAGGAUAACGUCACGUACGGUUUGAAGCUGCGUGAGAAAGCCAAGGACGGAGAAGCUGCUGCGAGGGAUGAAGAUCGGAAUAUAGCUCCGAUAGAGCAGCUUAUGAUGCAGAGUCUGAGGAGGGAUCUGGAGUCGCUUGCUGAUGAUCCGACGUUGGAGGACUUCGAGAGCGUUCCUGUGGAGGGUUUCGGAGCUGCGUUGAUGGCUGGGUAUGGGUGGAGGCCUGGGAAGGGGAUAGGUAAGAACGCUAAAGAUGAUGUUGAGAUCAAGGAGUACAAAAGGUGGACUGCUAAGGAAGGGUUAGGUUUCGAUCUCGAUAGGUCUAAGGUUGUUGUUGAUACGAAGAAGGCUAAACUGAAACUUGAUGUUAGUGGUGGAGAGCUGUUUUUCGUUGGGAAAGAAGUGAGGAUUGUUGGUGGUAGAGAUAUGGGAUCAAAGGGUGAGAUUGUGGAGAAGAAGGGUGAUGAUUCGUUUGUUGUGAAGCUCUCUGGGAGUGGAGAUGAAGUGAGAGUUGGUGUGAGUGAGGUAGCAGAUCUGGGUUCACAGGAAGAAGAAAGGUGUCUCAAGAAGUUGAAAGAUAAGAAGGCGAGUAAGGGAAGCAGAGGAACAGAGAGAGUGAGUAGAAAUGAAGUUAGAGUCAGUGAGAAGCAUGAUAGAGGAGGUGAGAGGAGAGUGAAGAAGCCCUCAUGGCUCAGGAGUCAUAUAAAGGUCAGAAUAGUAAGCAAGCAAUUGAAAGGUGGGAGGUUGUAUCUUAAGAAAGGGAAAGUUGUUGAUGUUGUUGGACCGACGACCUGUGAUAUCACGAUGGAUGAGACGCAAGAGUUGGUUCAAGGGGUUGAUCAGGAGCUGCUGGAGACUGCAUUGCCGAGGCGAGGAGGACCAGUUUUGAUUCUAUUGGGGAAACAUAAGGGCGUCUAUGGGAAUCUUGUUGAGAAAGAUUUGGAUAGAGAAACUGGUGUGGUUCGUGAUUUAGACAACCACAAGAUGCUUGAUGUUAGACUUGAACAAGUUGCUGAGUACAUGGGCGAUAUGGAUGAUGUUGAGUACUGAAACUAUCAAUACUAAAGCUGCUUACUUUCAGAUUUACGAAGAACCUCGGUGCAAGUAUGAGUUUCUUGAGUUUGCAGACAAAAUUGACAUUGGCUUCGGUGUCUGUCUUCCAGUAAUUGCACUCACUUGUACCAUUUGUAAGAGCACUAUUUAAGAGUACGUACAUGGUAUUGCACCAUUUUAUUCACUACAUCUAUAAACUUUGUGGUCUGAAUUAAAAGAGCUAAUCAAUGAACUUUAGUCAGAA
Messenger RNA from Raphanus sativus (radish), 1620 nucleotides. Its product is annotated as protein MOS2. The record is from RefSeq and is a predicted model, not a curated record. Lineage: Eukaryota; Viridiplantae; Streptophyta; Magnoliopsida; Brassicales; Brassicaceae. The transcript has 2 exons. Gene Ontology annotation, cellular component: spliceosomal complex. Gene Ontology annotation, molecular function: nucleic acid binding. Gene Ontology annotation, biological process: mRNA splicing, via spliceosome. The coding region runs from base 60 to 1373 and encodes 437 amino acids.